This is a messenger RNA of Bufo gargarizans (Asiatic toad), 3248 nucleotides long. RefSeq names its product kelch repeat and BTB domain containing 12 (gene KBTBD12). Lineage: Eukaryota; Metazoa; Chordata; Amphibia; Anura; Bufonidae. The record is from RefSeq and is a predicted model, not a curated record. The coding region runs from base 1104 to 3071 and encodes 655 amino acids. The transcript is spliced from 7 exons. Gene Ontology annotation, molecular function: protein binding.
ACAAGACAUAGACAUACACGUCCGUUACUAUAUGGUUGGGGGCCGCACAGAAUAGUAUUGAGGAACGCAUGUGGCCCCUGGGCACCAGGCUGUGCACCCCUGCUCUAAGUCUAUGCAGAGGAUUUAGAGCUUUGUAUCUGCCACAAGAUGUUAUCAGCAAAUCCUGUAAGUUUCUCGGUUCAGCCUCCUCGGAUCCCGCAGAUGGCGAAGAGAUUGAGAUCCAGUGAAUCUGGGGAUAAGUCAUCACCUUGAUCUCUGUCAUGUUUCUCAUUCCUGGACAGUAUUUGCAGUGUGGGCCUUCGUCACUGAAAGAGGCCACUGCUAUUGGCCGCUGCCAUGAAGGAGGGGUUCUUGUCUGUGCAAUGGUUAGGUAGGUGGUUCAUAUCAUCCACAUGCCAGGACUCAAAGUUUCUGGGGCAAGCUGUGAUGUCCCCUGUGUCCUGACACCUUUCUAUCACAGAAAGCAGGAAAGUUGUCAGCGAUUUGUGCAGUAAAUUUAGGGACUGGACCAGACAGGCAAGCCUUCAUUCCCCCCACACAUCAAUGAGCCGUGGCUGCCCAUGACCCUGUAACAGGUUGUCCUUUCUUGGACCACUUUUGGUAGGUACUAACUCCUGCAUAUGGGGAACAGCCCACAAGGCCAGCCAUGGAGAUCCUUAGACAAUAUUCUCCCCUCAAAUGUUUUGAGGUCGCUGCUUCUAUAAAUUUGUUUUUCAUCCUCGUCCUCCAUUCAUUUUGCCAUCUGAACCCUGAUGAGAUGAUGGCUGGGAGCUGUCACAUGAGAGACGUCUUCGAAUGCAGAGAGGUUACCAGCCUUGUGACAUCUUCCGUUCCUCUCCCUUGUCACGGUCUAUUUAUAUCGCAGCUUUGGCUCCGAGAGGCUUCCAUAUCUGGAGCAAGAGAGGAAAAGGCAGAUCCAACAGGCCCCAAAUGAAGCGACACCCGCAGCAGAGGUACAUGAGGAGUAAUGCAGCAGAGGUACAUGAGGAGUAAUGCAGCAGAGUUCACGACUUCGGAUCAUCUCAGCCUAGAAGUAAUUUUGAGCUGGUUGAAAUCUUUACCUUUCGAAACGUAACUAUUGUCCGACUCCACCAUUUCUAAUCAUGGAGAUGGACUUUGAUAUCAGAAGCAAACACCAACAUAGCAAUAAACUAUUGGAACAUAUCAACAGGAUGCGUGCUUCAGCGGAGCUCAUUGACAUAGUCCUGGUUGCUGAGGGACAGAAAUUUCCAUGUCAUCGGGUGGUGUUGGCAUCAUUUAGUCCAUAUUUUAAGGCCAUGUUCACAUGUGGUUUGGUGGAAUGUAACCAAACGGAAGUGACUCUCCAUGACAUCACUGCUGAAAGUGUCUCAAUCAUCUUGGAAUACAUGUACACGUCACAACUCUCUAUCAACAACCAAACCGUCCAAGGAGUGGCCACCGCUGCCUAUUUCAUGCAGGUGGAUGAUGUCUUCAAGAUGUGCCAGGCUUACAUGAUGGACCAUAUGGAUGCAUCAAACUGCAUUGGGAUCUUCUACUUUGCCAAGCAAAUAAGUGCAGAUGACUUAGAAGAAAGGUCCAAGAAAUACUUACAUCAACACUUUAGUGAGGUUGGCCUCCAUGAGGAGAUACUAGAAGUUGAUUUUCAGCAGUUGAUGGCAAUGAUCAUGUCCGAUGACCUCAAUGUUUCUCGAGAAGAGAGCAUCCUAGACCUAGUUCUAAGAUGGGUGAACUAUGACAAGAAUUUAAGAUCCCAACACCUUACUGAUCUCUUGAAACAAGUCAGAUUACUUCUUGUGAGCCCAUCUUUCCUUCGAGAAGCUAGGAAGAGGAACACCAUCCUCUUGUGUAAUGCCCAGUGCUACGACAUGGUUGAACAGGCCCUAGAAACCAUUGAGAAAUCUACUCAAGUCUCUCUAAGUCUCCGUUAUGGAAUGGAGACCACAAGUCUUCUCCUCUGUCUUGGCAAUAACGCCUCAGGCAUCAGGUCAAAAUAUGGAAGUUAUGGAGAUGCCAGUUUCUGCUAUGCUCCUGCAACACGGAAAAUGUGUUAUAUGCCAUCUCCAAAACAAGGAGAGGUGCUGGGCUCGGUGUUGACGGGUGUGGUGACCGAAAACAAUGAUAUAAUAUUGGCUGGUGAAGCAACGGCUGUGAGGUUGUCCAGGCAAAAGAAUAGUUGUAUAGAGAUCUGCAGGUACCACAACCGAGGCAACUACUGCUGGGAAAAGCUUUGCACCGCCGAGCACCGGGAGCUGUAUGCUUUGGGCAGUGUUCAAAAUGAACUCUACCUGAUUGGUGGUCAAAUGAAGCUGAAAAACCAAUAUGUCGUUACCAACUGUGUGGAAAAAUACCUGGCAGAUAAGGACACCUGGAGGAGCGUGGCACCGCUACCCCUUCCGUUGGCUUGCCAUAAAGUGGUUUCUCUCAACAAUAAGCUCUAUGUGAUGGGUGGAUGGACACCACAGAUGGAUCGCCCUGAUGAUGAACUCGAUCGAUUGAGUAACCGAAUGUUGCAGUACGACCCCGUCACUGAUAAAUGGAAACCGCUGGCGCCAAUGAACUAUUCCAAGUAUCGAUUCAGCGUCGCUGUGGUUAAUGGUGAAAUCUUUGUCUUGGGUGGCAUCGGCUGCUUUGGACCCGACAAAGGACAGGCCCGAAAGUGUCUUGAUGCGGUGGAGAUUUAUAACGUGGAUGGGGAUUUCUGGAGAGAAGGUCCGGCUAUGCCUUACCCGCUCCUCGCCCUGAGAAGUAACGGCAGCAGUGCCGGAGCCGUGGAUGGGAAGCUGUAUGUUUGCGGAGGGUUUCGUGGAGGAGAUCGACACGAGGUGAUCACAAAGGAGAUUCUGGAGCUUGACCCAUGGGAAAACCAAUGGAACACAGUCUGCACCCGGGCCCCCAUGCACGAUUCCUAUGAUGUCUGUCUGGUUGCGACACUGAACCCCCGAGACCUGCUCCCUCCUCCACGGGACCUACUGGAGAGAGAUGUGGAUAUCAUUCUUCAGAAGUCGAGAUGGUCCCCAUUGUCUUCAGCUCUCGGACAACGCCUUAUUUAUUCAAGUUGGAAGCAAAGCACAAAGGGUUUGCCUAUCUAAGAGGACUCUCCUCACUGAUGUGUCAUAUAUGACGUAUUCUGCACUGCUGUUAUUGUGAAGCCAUUACAAUUUGGCGCUAGUACCCUAGAUGUUUUCAUUAGGCCUCAUGCACACGACCGUUUGUUUUUUUUUAAGGUCCGCAAAAACGGGGUCCGUAGGUCCGUGAUCCGUGACCGU